This is a messenger RNA of Abrus precatorius (Indian licorice), 2032 nucleotides long. RefSeq names its product isoprene synthase, chloroplastic-like. Lineage: Eukaryota; Viridiplantae; Streptophyta; Magnoliopsida; Fabales; Fabaceae. Bases 166 to 1956 code for a protein of 596 amino acids. Gene Ontology annotation, molecular function: magnesium ion binding; terpene synthase activity. The record is from RefSeq and is a predicted model, not a curated record. The transcript is spliced from 7 exons. Gene Ontology annotation, biological process: diterpenoid biosynthetic process.
ACCAGCUCAACAAUACUUUUGUGUUUUAUUUGUGUCCCGUAUAUGCUUCCAUGGAUCCCCCAUUCCUAUAUAAAGGGAGCACAUGCAUUCCAGUUUAGACAAGAAAACUUGUAUAACAGGUGUUAGAGAUUUUAGAGUAACCACAACACAUAUCAUCACAAAAUCAUGGCAACUGAUCUUAUAUGCUUGUCUAGACAAUUCUCGUCCUCCACACCAACACUAACAACUAGAUUUCCACAAGGUAGAAACUACACCCAAAAAACAUCACUUGCCAAUCCCAAACCAUGGCAAGUUUUUUGUGCAGUGAGCACCCAAACAACAGAAGAUAGUACUCGACGAUCAGCCAAUUACCAACCAAACCUUUGGAAUUUUGAAUUUCUGCAAUCUCUCGAAAAUGAUCUUAAGGUGGAGAAAUUGCAAGAGAGAGCAAUAAAGCUGGAAGAAGAGGUGCGACACAUGAUCAACAGAGUAGACAUGGAGCCACUAAGCUUACUCGAAUUGAUUGACAACGUCCAGCGACUAGGAUUGACCUACAAGUUUGAAGAGGACAUAAUCAAAGCCCUUCAGAACAUUGUUUCGUUGGAUGAGAACCAGAAACACAAAAUUAGUGGCCUGCACGCUACUGCUCUCAGCUUCCGUUUACUGAGACAACAUGGCUUUCAGGUUUCCCAAGAUGUGUUCGAGAGAUUUAAGGAGAAGGAGGGAAGUUUCAGUGCUGAACUUAAAGGUGAUGUGCGAGGGUUGCUGAGUCUAUAUGAAGCAUCAUAUCUUGGGUUUGAGGGAGAAAAUCUCUUGGACGAGGCAAGGGCAUUUUCAAUAACACAUCUCAAGAACCUAAACGAAGGAGUAGACACCAAAUUGGCAGAACAAGUUAGUCAUGCGCUGGAACUUCCCUAUCACCGAAGAGUGCAUAGAUUGGAAGCACGAUGGUUCAUUGACAAAUUUGAAGUAAAGGAACCCCACGAUGGUAUACUACUCGAGCUUGCCAAGCUAGAUUUCAAUACGGUGCAAUCGUUGCAGCAGAAAGAACUCCGAGAACUGUCAAGGUGGUGGAGGGAGAUUGGGCUGGCAAGCAAGCUGGAUUUUGUCCGAGACAGAUUAAUGGAGGUGUAUUUCUGGGCUCUAGGAAUGGCACCUGAUCCUCAAUUCAGUGAGUGCCGUAAAGCUGUCACUAAAAUGUUUGGACUAGUCACCAUAAUCGAUGAUGUAUACGACGUGUAUGGUACUUUGGACGAGUUACAACUCUUCACGGAAGCUGUUGAGAGAUGGGACGUGGAAGCCGUAAAUACACUUCCAGAUUACAUGAAGCUGUGCUUCUUAGCCCUUUAUAAUACCGUGAAUGACACCGCUUACAGCAUCCUUAAAGAAAAGGGGCACAACAACCUUUCCUAUCUCUCAAAAUCAUGGAGUGAGUUGUGCAAAGCGUUUCUCCAAGAAGCAAAAUGGUCCAACAACAAGAUAAUUCCGGCGUUCAAAAAGUACCUUGACAAUGCAUCAGUGUCGUCUUCUGGCAUGGCUUUGCUUGUUCCAUGCUACUUCUCAGUGAGCCAAGACAUCGCAGACCAAGCUCUUCAUACAUUAAAUAAUUUCAAUGGCCUUGUGCGAUCCUCGUGCGCAAUUUUCAGGCUAUGCAAUGAUCUUGCCACCUCAGCGGCUGAGCUGGAGAGGGGUGAAACGACAAAUUCAAUAACGUCGUACAUGAACGAGAAUGGCACGAGCGAGGAGGAAGCGCGUGAGGAGUUGAGAAAAUUGAUAGACACAGAGUGGAAGAAGAUGAACCGAGAGAGAGUUGUGGAUCGUACAAUCUUCUCCAUAGAUUUUAUAGAAAUAGCAAUAAACAUGGCUAGGGUUUCCCAUUGCACUUACCAAUACGGAGACGGGCUUGGAAGGCCCGACGACACCGCAGAGAACAGAAUCAAGUUGCUACUCAUAGACCCCAUUCCAACUUCCUAUUAAUUCUAUUAUUACGUUACCUUUUUAAUUUCAUCAUGUAAGUAAUAUUGUAUUUGAUGAAUACAAUCUUAACUUUUCC